This is a messenger RNA of Penicillium olsonii, 1254 nucleotides long. NCBI's taxonomy places the organism in Eukaryota, Fungi, Ascomycota, Eurotiomycetes, Eurotiales, Aspergillaceae. The record is from the annotation of a GenBank genome assembly.
AUGGCUUCAUCAAUGAUGCACUACUUCGGCUUCGGCAAGGAUGCUCCUCCCUCUGCUAAAGAGCAAGUCAAGGAUACACCUGUGCGCGCCCUACCUGCUUCAUGGUACACAUCACCAGAGAUGUAUGAAUUGGAGCGUCGCGCUAUCUUCUCGAAGAGAUGGCUGUUCAUUACGCACAGCAUGCGGGUCAAGAACACUGGUGACUGGCUUCGAUACGAGAUUGCUGGAUUCGACUUCAUCAUCACCCGUGACCGACAAGGAGAAGUGAAUGCCUUCCACAAUGUGUGCAGACACCGAGCGUACCCAGUCAUUGAACAGGAGGGCUCUGGAAACUCGAAGAUUCUGUCAUGUCGAUACCACGGAUGGUCAUACGGACUGAACGGCAAACUCGCCAAGGCAACCGGAUACAAGGACCUCGAUGGCUUCGACAAGAACCAAAACAAUCUCUUCAGAAUUCACGUCAAAGUCGACGUCAACGGCUUCAUCUGGGUCAAUCUCGACGCGAAGGAAGAGCCCGAAGUCUCAUGGGAAGAGCACUUCGAGAAUGUCGACAAACAAGAGAGAUACAAGCACUACAACUUUGAAGACUACGAUCUUGACCACGCCUACGAGCUCGAAGGCCACUACAACUGGAAGAUCCUGGCCGAUAACUUCAACGAAUGCUACCACUGCCCAACCACCCACUCCGACAUUCCUGAAUUCUUAAACCUCGACUCCUUCGACAGUGAUACCAAAGACGGCCACAUCCAACACCACUGCGAAUCUACCCCUGAACAGAUCGCAAAGGGCCUGUACACCGCCAGCACCUAUUACUUCCCCAUGUCCGCUAUGGUCGUAUCCCCACACUUCAUCAUGGUCCAGAAGUUCCUACCGAAAGGCGCCGACAAAUCCCAAAUGGCAUACGAAGUCUACCGAAACAGGAACUCAUCUGAAGAAGACUUCAAACUCAUUAGUGAAAUGUACGCCCGAGUCAUGAGGGAAGACAAAGUCCUUUGCACGAAUGCACAGAACAACAUCGACCGCAACGUUUUCACCAACGGUCAACUUCACCCCAAGUUCGAGAAGGCGCCACUCUUCUUCCAGAGCACGGUGCGGGAAGUCAUCACUGAGCAUUUCGAGCGGGAGAAGUCAGAGGGACGGGAGGUUUGGCCUGCUAAGCCUAAGGUUCCGUGCGAUACGAAAGUCAGUGAUAAGGAUGAGGCGCUUUGUGCUUCUCUGGCUUGUGGGCCUCAGAAGGAGAUAUUGGCUUGGUGA